AUGAGAUUCCUUAAAAAAGAAUGUCCCGAGGAUGCUAUCCAGAGUGCGCCCUCGGCACAAGAUAUCGAAAAGCAAGUGCGUUCCCACGAAGAAAGCCAUGUACCUGCUAUUGAGGCCCAUUCAUCAACUAUGGAGGCCAUCGAUUCGGAAAUGGAACGUCGUGUUCUGCGAAAAUUAGAUCUGCGAGUUCCGACGCUGAUGGGAUUUUUUUAUUUGCUCGCCUUUUUGGACAGAAGUAAUAUUGGCAAUGCAAAGAUUGCAGGAAUGGUGGAAGACCUCUCCCUCACGGGAAAUGACUACCCGUGGCUACUCACCAUCUUUUAUAUAUCCUACACGGUAUUUGAAUUCCAGGCUUUGAUGUGGAAGAUUAUCAAGCCACAUCAAUGGGCCGCGUUUGUCGUGUUCUCUUGGGGCUUAAUUUCAGCGUGCCAAGCGGCGACGAAGAAUUGGCAAGGCAUGAUGGCCCUCCGAUUUCUCAUGGGUGCCUUCGAAGCCGGAUUUGGCCCCGGAGUUCCAUACCUACUAUCGUUCUUUUACCGCCGACACGAGCUGGGUCUCCGGUGUGGGAUGUUUUUGUCCGCCGCCCCACUAGCGAACACUUUCGCUGGGGCAUUAGCAUACGGUAUUACCUCAGGCCACGGUGCAAUCGCCAACUGGCGAAUUCUCUUUAUUGUGGAGGCUAUUCCGGUUUGCGCGGCCGCACUUUUGGCCUGGUUCUUUGUGCCAGACUCUCCUGCAUCUGCUAGAUUCCUAAACGAGGAGGAAAAACAAAUUGCACGCGCCCGUGGACUUCAGCAAACCGGAAAGACAGAUCGAGAGGGCAAGGUACAGUGGAAAGAAUUAGCUCUAACAUUGCUAGACGCAAAAGCAUGGUUCACAGCGUUGAUGUACUUCAGCUGCAAUGUCAGCUUUUCGUCCCUUCCCGUCUUCCUCCCGACUAUUCUUAAAGAAAUGGGGUUCACGGCCGUCAACGCGCAGGGUCUCACAGCACCCCCAUUUUUCGCUUCAUUUCUAGCGACAAUUGCAACUACCUGGCUAGCGGAUCGACUCCAGCAGCGAGGACUUGUCAUUGCGGUACUAUCGGCGAUUGGUGGUAUAGGGUAUGUCCUACUUGCUACCUGUAGCUCAGUAGGAGUCCGUUAUUUUGGUAUCUUUUUGGCCGCCUGCGGAAUAUUCCCUUCCAUCGCAAAUAUCUUACCAUGGGUUCUGAACAAUCAAGGAUCCGAGACCCGCCGUGGAGGAGGCAUAAUUCUUCUCAAUAUGAUCGGCCAAUGCGGCCCGUUCCUUGGCACCAACAUAUUCCCCGACAAAGAAGGCCCUCGCUUCAUCAAGGGCAUGUCAAUUUGUGCGGCUUUUAUGUUCUUCACGACGGCUCUGGCUCUGGUUCUUCGUUGCCUCCUUGUUUGGGAGAACCGGCAACUGGACAAGAAAUACGGACCGAAAGUCGAGGCAGAUCCAAGUAAGCCAAGUGAUGUCCCUAUUGCCCAGGACAAUUACGGUGCCAGUUAUCGAUUUGUGCUCUAG
Messenger RNA from Penicillium soppii, 1524 nucleotides. Its product is annotated as Major facilitator superfamily domain general substrate transporter. Gene Ontology annotation, cellular component: membrane. The record is from RefSeq and is a predicted model, not a curated record. The transcript has 6 exons. Lineage: Eukaryota; Fungi; Ascomycota; Eurotiomycetes; Eurotiales; Aspergillaceae. Bases 1 to 1524 code for a protein of 507 amino acids. Gene Ontology annotation, biological process: transmembrane transport. Gene Ontology annotation, molecular function: transmembrane transporter activity.